Messenger RNA from Panicum hallii, 1245 nucleotides. RefSeq names its product late embryogenesis abundant protein 14-like. The transcript is spliced from 2 exons. The record is from RefSeq and is a predicted model, not a curated record. Bases 121 to 1035 code for a protein of 304 amino acids. NCBI's taxonomy places the organism in Eukaryota, Viridiplantae, Streptophyta, Magnoliopsida, Poales, Poaceae.
UCUACCCCCGUGCAAGCUCACAAUCCUGAAAGCUAUCCACAAUCGUUAGCUCGAUCCGAUUCAAGCCAAGAUCCCCUCACCCCAACGUGCAAUCUCGCCGGUUAGCCGUCGACGCCGUCUAUGUCCAGGCUGAUGGCCGCCAUGCUGCUCGGGGGCGCGCGUGCCGCCGGCGCCGCCAAGCUCGCCGGCAGCUCUGCAGUUAAGCAGGCUCUUGUUCCCACUCCGGCGUGUUUCCUUCCUCCCCGCCCGCAGCCGGCGGGCUGGGGCCGCCUCUGCUUGCAGACCACGCCAAGAUCGUCUCAGGCGUACAACAACGCGGCGGACGACCGGAGGGACAUCAGGGACAAGUACAAGGGCGCGGCGGAGGAGGCGAAGGACGCCACCGGCGAGGCCAAGGAGCACGUGAAGGGGGUGGCCGGGGAGGCGAAGGACAGGGCGCAGGACCAGGCCGGCCGCGUGGCGGACCAGGCGUCGGGCAUGGCGGGGAGGGCCAAGGACCAGACCAAGGGCAUGGCGGAGGACGCCGCGGACACCGCGUCCCGGGUGGCGGACAGGGCGAAGCACGAGACGAAGGACGCGGCGCGGGAGGCCGCGGACAGGGCGGGGCACGCCAAGGACCGGGCCAAGGAGAUGGGGCACGAGGCCGCGGACCGGGCGCAGGAAGCGGCGCGGGCGGCCAAGGACCGGACGGGGGAGGCGGCGGAGCAGGCCAUGGACCGCGCCGGCGAGGCCAAGGACCGCGCCGUGGAGGGGACCAUGUCGGCCGGGGAGAAGGUGGUGGAGAUGACCAAGGAGGGCGCGAGCAAGGUGGCCGAGACGGCGCAGGCGAUCGGCGAGAAGGCGAAGCAGGCGGCGCGGGGCACCUGGGACGCCGCCAAGGAGACCGCGCAGAGCGUGAAGGACAGCGUGGUCCCCGACGCGGACGACGUGGACGCCGCCGUGAAGGAGCGGGACCGGGUCGCCCGGGAGAUGGACAGGGUGGAGCAGGAGCGGAACAAGAGGGAGGCCAGGGAGAAGGGCUCAGGCUUGCCGUAGACGAAGUGCCUAGCUCAACGCUUUGCCAGCCGCCUCUUGAGCUGAAUUUCACCUUCGCUAGUUGAAUAAGUUUGGCAAAAGAUCAUGCGUGUCAUGUGCCGAUUUGUCUUGUGUUGGAUCAACACAUCGAAGCUCUGUAAUGUACACGAACUGCUUGUGUACUCAGCAUCGGACCUGUUUAGCAAAAGCAGGGAUCUUUUUUUCCUUUCA